This is a messenger RNA of Rotaria sp. Silwood2, 828 nucleotides long. NCBI's taxonomy places the organism in Eukaryota, Metazoa, Rotifera, Eurotatoria, Philodinida, Philodinidae. The record is from the annotation of a GenBank genome assembly.
AUGGCUUCAUCAAUGAUCGGUACAACACUGGUCUUUGUUCAACAACAAUUAAUUCGUUAUGUUUGCUCAGCAUGGAUUCUAUUUGGUGUUCCAGGUUGUUUACUCAACGUUAUUCUCUUGUCACGACGACAAUUACGCAUAACAUCAUGCUGUAAUUUUUUUACUGGAAAAAAGACCGGCGCUGGAACUGAUGCUGAUGUUUUCAUUACUCUUUAUGGCAAUUUAUCUGAAACAGGUGCGAUCAAGCUUGAAAGUAAAAAAAAUAGUUUUGAAGCUGGAAAAAAAGAUGAAUUUACAAUUGAAUGUCCAAAUAUUGGUGAAAUAAAUAAAAUUUUAAUCGCACAUAAUAAUAAAGGUUUAGCACCUGGUUGGUUUUUGGAUCAAAUACUAAUUGAAGAUGUUAAUGCACAUCAUAUAUAUGAAUUUCCAUGUAAUAGAUGGCUAGCGAAAGAUGAAGAUGAUAAAGAAAUAUCUCGUUUUCUUUUUCCAAAAAAACCAAUUGAUCAUGAGAAAGAACCAACAGCAGGUGUUUCAUAUAAUAUAACAGUUUAUACGGGUGAUAAAAAAAAUGCUGGCACGGAUGCACGAGUUUAUAUAGUUAUGCAUGGUAAGAAUUCAUCAUCAAGUCAAAUAUUUCUGUGCGAUGGAAAAUUCGAGAAAAACUCUGUCGAUAAAUUCACAACUGAUGCUUCCAGUGAUCUUAGUCCAUUAACAGCAUUAGAUAUUGGUCAUGAUAAUAGUGGGGUUGGACCUGCAUGGUAUCUUGAUAAGGUUUGUUCAGAUUGUUUAAGAAUAUGUAAUUUAUCAAAAUCAUUAGUACAAGAUUAA